AUGUACGGACCACAAUACGGAGUGGCCCAACAGGGCAUGCACUAUGCGAUGCCCGGUAUACAGGCGGCCGCGAUGGCAGCAACCGCCGCUGCUUCUGGCACCAACUAUGGCUAUAUGUCCUCAGAUCCCAAUAUUCCUCAAAGUUCGCCUCGCAUGGGUGCCAAUGCUAAAAAAGACGGGCAACAAUCACCUCGAAUGAACGGCAUGUCCCAAAUACCAGGCCGUCGAAUGAGCCAGGUGACGAGUCCCGGCGUUCCGACGGCGCCCAUGAUGAGCCAUGCCGGUGCUCGACCAGGCGUUGCCCCAUCUCAGAUGCCCGCUCCCCAGAUGCCCGCUCCCCAGAUGCAACACCCGCAGUCUCCGGAAAUGCCAGCUGCGAGUGGUGCGGAGGAGUCGCCACUUUAUGUGAAUGCUAAGCAAUUUCAUCGUAUUCUCAAGCGUCGCGUUGCUCGACAGAAACUUGAGGAACAGCUCCGACUGACGUCUAAAGGACGCAAGCCAUAUCUUCACGAGUCACGCCAUAAUCAUGCCAUGCGCAGACCUCGCGGCCCUGGUGGACGCUUCCUCACUGCCGAGGAGGUGGCAGCAAUGGAUCGCGAGGGUGAAAAGAGUGUCGAUGGCCAAGAUAAUUCUGCUGGGGAGAAUUCUGGCACUACGGGAACAAAGCGCAAGUCUGAAGCCGGCUCGGCCACCUCAAACAAGAAAGCUAAGACGGACAUAGCCAGCCCAGGGGAUGAAGAUGAGGAUGAGGGUUGA
Molecule: messenger RNA, 756 nt
Organism: Fusarium mangiferae
Lineage: Eukaryota; Fungi; Ascomycota; Sordariomycetes; Hypocreales; Nectriaceae
Exons: 1
Coding region: 1-756 (251 amino acids)
Biological process (GO): regulation of transcription by RNA polymerase II
Cellular component (GO): CCAAT-binding factor complex
Molecular function (GO): RNA polymerase II cis-regulatory region sequence-specific DNA binding; DNA-binding transcription factor activity, RNA polymerase II-specific
Source: RefSeq, a predicted model, not a curated record